Messenger RNA from Miscanthus lutarioriparius, 900 nucleotides. Lineage: Eukaryota; Viridiplantae; Streptophyta; Magnoliopsida; Poales; Poaceae. The record is from the annotation of a GenBank genome assembly.
AUGGCAGUGAAGGUGUACGGGUGGGCUAUCUCGCCGUUCGUGUCGCGGGCUCUACUGGCCCUCGAGGAGGCCGGCGUCGACUACGAGCUCGUCCGCAUGAGCCGCCAGGCCGGCGACCACCGCCGCCCGGAGCACCUCGCCAGGAACCCUUUCGGGAAGGUGCCGGUGCUCGAGGACGGCGACCUCACGCGCUUCGCCUUCGCCAUGGAUUCCUGCCGGUGGAGCCUCGAUCGCCGCUCGGAGGAGGUGCUCGCACACGCUCGACGCUCGCCGGUCUCCGCGGACGUCGCGCCGGUCUCCGCGGACGUCGUGCCGCACGCUCGCCCACGGUCGACGCUCGCCGCGCACACCGUCUCAGCCUCGCUGGUGGUGUCGGACUCCGACGAGGUGCUGCAGGACUCCGACGCGGUGCUGCCGGACUCCGACGAGGUGCUGCAGGACUCCGACGCGGUGCUGCCGGACUCCGUCGAGGAGGUGCCCGACUCCGAUGAGCUGCUGCCGGACUCCAUCGAGGUGCACCUGGAGUACGAUGCGGUGCUGCCGGACUCCGUCGAUGUACUGUCGGACUCCGACCAGCUGGACGAGGUGGUGCAUUGUCCUCGCUGUGGCACGUUCCGUGCCGGUGGCGUCUUCGGAGAGGAAUGCUACCAAGCUCGCCGCGAAGCUCGCCGGUGUGCCCGUUGUGGCCUCUUACAUGAAGACUACGAUAUGAUAGCAAAGUGGUUGGACUACCUGGACAAGUUCGACUGUGAGAUCUACAUCCCAGAUGUCUCCAAACUUCAAAUGGAUGGUAACACCAUCAUUCUGCCAGAGCACGUCAUCAACAAGUUGGACAAGAUCAGAGAUGCAAAGAAGUUGGAACUUGCAAAGCUCAAACAAGAUGCAAACAAAGAACAAUAA